Molecule: messenger RNA, 2909 nt
Organism: Physcomitrium patens
Lineage: Eukaryota; Viridiplantae; Streptophyta; Bryopsida; Funariales; Funariaceae
Source: RefSeq, a predicted model, not a curated record
UAAAAGGCAAAAACAAAAGAGUAGCGAAGCAGAAGUAGAAGAUAAGCAAGGGAUUCCAAUGAGACCCUUGCUGCCUGGGGGAGGAGGUACAACUGCCGCCGCAUUCCGCAGGCGUAUUAAUUGCCUCAUUCUCCAGCUCCAGGUAACUGAGCCAUUGAGCAAGCAGACAGGUAACUUACACCCAGUGUGCACAGUUAGGCAGCAGAGAGGGAGGGAGGGGAAGCCUAAAGGCCUUCACGAAUUCCCAACACCACUAAACCACCAAGGAAGCAAAAGCAAAAAAAAAAAGCAGAAGACAAAAGCAUCCGUCAGUCUUCACUGCAGGCGCACAAGAUCAGCAGCAGCAGCUGUAGCAUUGAAUAUAGAACGUCGGAUUUGUGUGUGGGGGAUAUGGGAAGAAGAGCUCAUCACCAUACUGGACUUGGCUACUUUCUCUCACUUGUAGCUGGCCGUCUCCUCGUACACGACGCUCUCUCUCUCCCACACACAAAUCCAGGUCUUUUAAUUCUCUACGCUUGUAAUGAUUCCACCCCUGCUCUGUCAAUAACUGUAACAUUCUCCCCACCCCCCCCCCCUCCCCGCUGUGAUUUUUUUUUAGGGUCAGAGCUUGGCAGGGAAUUUAUCGAUGGUCUUGAGAGGGAGACGAGUUUUGUGACACGGGUGAGUGAUGUCGUCGAAUUGAAGUAACGCAUGAGUUGUUGGGGGGGAGGAGUGUAUUCCUUCGGGAACUGUGACGGUCAUAUGUUACAUAACGUUUGAAAACCAUGUCCUCGUUUCGGGCAGCUCGCAUCGUAGCCCUGUAUUGCUUUGGUGGAGAUGAUGGUGGUGGUGGUGGUGGUGCUGAUGAUGAUGUGGGUGUGUCAGCCGCUGCCAGCUUAACAGAAUGCCACUGUGAUCAUCCUUGUUUGUUUCUUUGGAACCCCGCUUUCCCUCCCCCCUCCCUCCCCACCUUGCUUUGGCCUUCGUCGUCUUGUCCGUGAGAUGCACCUGAUCUGUAAGCUGGGUAAUCAUAAGGAACCUGGCUUGCAGGGAUCUCAGUGAUGAGUUGUUUCCUGUCGAUGAAGGUCCUGCUUUUUGUUGUUGCUAGCUUCGUGCAAAAUAGUGCUCAAGUGGACAUUAUCACAUGCAGUCGCGAUGGGUGAUGGUGUUCCGAUUGGAGCGGCUUGACCACCUGGUGUGUUGUGGCGACCUUGUCUCCUUCUCUCCCCCUCUGGACUCGCAAAAGUGGUUGCGAUGCGAGCUUGAGCUUAGCAGGGUAGAUAGAUUAGCAACCUCCUAAUUCACAGGUGCUCGCUGGGAGUAAUCUCUCGGAAGCGCCGCUACCAUCAUCGUUUUUUUCAGUCUCUUGAAGUUGCGAAGGCUUUAGUUUUAGUUUUCGUUUUGUUUUUUUUGUGUUAUUUCCCCCGCCUAUCUAGCUGAAUGCACGGUACUGUUGGAGAUUGUCUCGAAGUUGCAACUAUCCGAUGACUGCUGUUAACUCUACAGCCACAAUUAGUUGUACAUCAUACCCGGCUGACUGAUAGCGGAAUCAACUUGAUGCGAGUAAUGAAAGCUCUUGAAAUUGAGAAUAAUCCAUCGAGGCUUAUGUAAUCCUCGCCAUUUUCCACUGGCCGUCCGUGCUCCCCUCCUACCCGAGAUUGGUGCUCCAGUGUGAGCAUCUGCAAUGGCGGUGUGCUGGAGAUUUGUCAUGGUGCUCUUGCUCACUCUGGCAUCACUUGUUGCUCCCAGCCAACCCCUAUUCCAACCCCCAGCAGGGCCUUACCAAAUGCUGAGGGGAGACCUGAGAACCUCAAGUGCUGUGAUCGAGAACCAAAUCCCUCUUGACGGCCCAGCUGGCUCUGAUGUGGAGCAGAGCUGGAACGUCCCUGUGGGCCGACGAGGUCGGUUCCGCAGGCUUGUUCAAAGGGGUGGUCAAGUAGAUUGCGACUUACAGCUGAAGUGCCAACGUCGCAAGGGAAGGGAAACUCACAACACGCUGGAUGACGACCGAGAGAGAUCACGAAUCCACGAAACCCUCGCCAAGUACCGACUGCCACCGACGAGACACAUGGCACACCUCAAUUCCGACCGAAUGGUUCCGACGGGACCCAACCCACUGCACAACAGCAACAGGUCGCAGAUCGCAUUCCCUUGAGAGCUCAAUCCACCACCGCGCACAUCCAAUCGAUUUGUCCGAGAGGGCUCUUCCUCUUGACAUCACUCGUCGAUCGCCGAUCAACCCUAAUUCAUCACACGACAACCCACUACGGACAUUGUUCACCGCCGGCCUGCAAGUCACGUCACACGGGUCGAAAAUUUGAAGGGAAAAUCACCAGCGCGACAGAGAUUGGAAUCGAGAAGUAAAAAGGAAAGGUGGGUGCGGCUCAACGAGGAAGUUUGUUUUUGCGACGAUUCUCAUCGUCACACGCGAUACAGCACUGAUCGUGCUCCGUGUCGUGAUCGAGCUCAAGAGAGUGAUCGGCCACUCGAGCUCGCAUCGGAUUCCGGUCAAAUGUACAUUACUGAGUGCCGCUUUAUCCAUCAUCUAUGAAUAUAUUGGCUAUGAAAUUUUGCACCCCACUCACGCCAUAGCCCACAAUUGCUUGCUUGAUGUUUCUUACCGCGAGUAAUACUUCGAGUCGAAUGCGCACGAGACAACACACGUUUUGAUGUGCGAUGCAAAUGCUGCCCCACUCUUCGAUGAUCCUCUGCAAUAGUCGGUAGAAUUAGGGUUUUUCGAAGCCUUUACUAACUCUAAUUAGGGUGGGUUUUAUUUUUUGGGCUUCAUUUUCUAUGUGGAUGUGCAUUGAGCGUUGAAAUGAUUUGAAAAGUAGGUUAAUGAAACAGAACAAUCAUUUUUUGUACCGUAAUUCUCUUUCAUGCUUUUGGGUGUUACUCCUUCAACUCCAACACCUUUAAUCUACUCUUAA